AUGACUUCUUUGCCUGAAGCUGGCCAGCAAAAACAGUCUGGCCUCUUAGAUCCAGUCGAACAGAAGUUGCAAAACCAACCUGUGGAUAACAGCCCAGAAGCCAAGACUGGCGCCGAUGUGGUUGCCAGAUCGGCUUCCAGCGAUGCUAACAAUGCCGAGAUUGGGCCCCAAUUGCAGAUUGGCCUUUCCGAGGAGACGAAGGCAAAAGUCUACCAUACCGGCUGGCGCUUACAUGCCCUGACAGCAGCUACAGCUCUCGUGCCAAUCGUCGAUGCUCUCCAUGGCUUCGAUAGGAGCGGCUGGGUCGUGACGUCCUAUUUGUUGACUUAUACGGGUUUCCUCGUUAUCUAUGCGAAGUUGAGUGACAUCGUUGGAUGCAAACUCAUGCUUCUCUGCGCCAUCACUCUGUUUACGGUCUUCUCCAUCGCCUGUGGCCUCUCCAAUUCCAUGCUGAUGUUAAUCAUUUUUCGGGCAUUCCAGGGUAUGGGUGCCUCGGGAAUUUACUCGUUAUCGACAAUCAUGGUGCCAUUGAUGGUUCCGCCGGCGAAAUAUGCGACCUAUGUUACGGUCAUCACAUCUGUCUUCGCCAUCUCUAGCGUUCUCGGCCCACUUCUCGGAGGAGCCAUUGCUGAUAACACGACCUGGCGCUGGGUCUUCCUUCUCAACGGACCCGGUGGAUUCGUGGCAGCAGCCUUACUAGCUUUCUCGAUCCCCUUUGGAUUCCCCUACGGAAAAUCAGCCAAUUUUUUCCAUUCCCUGGUGGCCGAAAGAAUGUGGAGGCGUAUCGAUUACUUUGGGGGGUUCUUGUCCCUGGCCGCAUCCAUUCUUCUCAUCUUUGCACUGCAACAGGGUGGCGUGGCUUAUGCGUGGAAUAGCGGAGCAAUAAUAUCCAUCUUCGUCAUAUCUGGUGUUCUCUGGCUGAUCUUUGUGGCCUGGGAAAGGCAACUCUCCCUCUGGGACAUUGUCUGCGAGCCUCUAUUCCCCUGGAGGCUUGCCUGCAAUAGAUUUGUCUUGGGGUUGCUAGUAAAUGGCUUCGUGACCGGGUUCCCCUUUAUGGCAGCCCUCAUCAAUAUUCCUCAGAGGCUGCAGACCGUUAAUUCGAUGACGGCCGUUGACGCGGGCAUUCGCUUGUUGCCUCUCCUCUUACUCUCUCCCGUUGCCAGCUCUCUCUCUGGCCUUUUAAUAUCGAAGUUAAAGGUCCCGCCUCUCUAUCUCCUCAUCCUAGGAGGAUCACUGCAGACUAUAGGAGUUGGUCUGUAUAGUUCCAUAGAUUCCUCGGACCAUCGAAUCCCUCCUGCCCAAUACGGUUACCAGGCUAUCAUGGGCCUAGGAUUUGGUUUCAACCUCAGCACUAUAUUGAUUAUGGCGCCUCUGGUUGUAAAAGAGAAGGACAUGGUUCGCGUAUUGGGCGGUACAAUUGGACUCGCCAUUUGCUCCGCCCUCUUGGUAAACUACAUCAAGGCCCAGACCUCACGGUUCCUCACUCCUGAUCAAGUGGCGGCCAUACUCUUGUCCUCGGAAAACAUCGCAUCGCUACCGCCCGAACUGCAGACGCAGACGAGAACUGUGUACGCGACGGGCUACUCGCAGCAGAUGAGGGUCAUGCUUUUUUUCUCUAUAGCAUCCCUCCUCUCGCUCUUUCUCCUCGCCGAGAAACACCCCAGGAGAAUAGUAGAUCUGAAGACGGGGCAGAUGUCAGGGUCUCGUUAA
Messenger RNA from Scedosporium apiospermum, 1710 nucleotides. RefSeq lists its product as uncharacterized. Lineage: Eukaryota; Fungi; Ascomycota; Sordariomycetes; Microascales; Microascaceae. Bases 1 to 1710 code for a protein of 569 amino acids. Gene Ontology annotation, molecular function: transmembrane transporter activity. Gene Ontology annotation, biological process: transmembrane transport. The transcript has 7 exons. The record is from RefSeq and is a predicted model, not a curated record.